AUGUCGAAUCAAGAGCCACCCUCUGAUGUUAGAAAGCGUGUUAGAGAACACUGGGGGAAUCUGGAGCACCCAAAAAAGUCCAAAACCGAAAACAAUCAAGGAACUCCCAGAAACGCAGGAGAUGCUAAUACAGAAGUGAUUGAUCUGACGAGUGAGAAGGAAAGUGACGGCGCGGACACUUCAGAGACAGAUAUAUCCCAAAAUGAAGAGCAGGACGUUUUGGGAGAAACAACAACCACCAGGGAGGAGCACAAAAGGUCCGAUGAUAUUUCUUCGGUUCCUACCACUAACUAUCCUUUCAAAUUGAUGAAGUCCGAGAUAUACGACCAAGGGACAAGCUCAGAGCACUUCGUUUCCCUAGAAUCAAUUUUUGGUGCCCCGAAAUUGGCUAGAAGCUGGCUUUUUAGCUUUCAAUUCGAAUUGGACUACAUCCUGCCAAUGUUCGCAGAGAACACUCGCAUAACCAUAGUGGCCCAAAGAGGCACGAUUUUACCGGCCACGUUACAAACACCCCGUAUCUUAAAACUGGUGCGAAACAUGGAAACCUCGCUCGUAAACAUGCCACCUUAUGCGUGUCAUCACUCUAAGUUGGUGGUGAACCAGUUCGACAAUGGCGACUGCCAAAUUUAUAUUCCUUCCAAUAACUUCACUUCAGCAGAAACGAACAUCCCUACGCAGAUUGUAUGGUGCAGUCCGUUGCUCAAAAAAUUCUCCUCAGGGUCACGUCCCUCCGUAUUUCGAACUGCGCUUUCUGAAUAUCUACAAGGCUAUCGUGCUGAUUUUAAACCUCUCAUCGAAGCUUUGGAACAAGUGGAUUUUCUUCCUGUCGACGCACUGGGCUUACAGUUUGUUUACUCGCACCCUGAUAUCGCAUCUUCUGGACUGCCCCUUCUCAGUCGUUUAUUGCAAGACAAACACCACACUACAGAGGAUAAAGAUAAAACACACCAUUACCUAGCUCAAGUCUCGACCAUAGGCUCACCUAUAAAAAGUGGGCUUAGGUCUCCAGGGAACCUUUUUCUUCAUUACAUGAUCCCGCUCUUUUCUGGCUUGAUAAAGCCAGAUACCGGUACCAAGCGCGGCACCAAGCCCUUUGACAUACCAGACUAUGAAAAGUGGCUAGAAAUUAAUCAGAUCAAGCCGCGCAUUGUGUACCCAACAUCCGAAGAAGUAAGAACGGGCCCGAUGGGUUACAUGGCGGGCGGCUGGUUCCACUAUCACUGGAGGCGGAAUGACGCAAGUCGGGAAUUGUACCAAAAGUUGAAGAAAUGGGGCAUUUUGUACAAACGCAACCCUCCAGUGGACUACGUCAGGAAAGGAACACCAGCUCAUACCAAGUUUUUGAUGAAAGCCACCACAGUCAAUGCAGAAGGUACAAUCCUUGACGAAAUGGAUUGGGUGCUAUUCACAACCGGUAAUUUGAGCAUGAAUGCAUGGGGCACGUACACUUCAAAACCGCGAAACUACGAAGUGGGCGUUUUAUUCAAAUCUACCAAGCAAGUCAAGAUCGUUAUUGAAAGUGCCGCUAAUCUGGCGUACAGUAAGUUCAAUGGUGCCGGACGCUCACUGACAGAGGUUAUAUCAAACGAUAGAAAGAAAAUAAGCGUUAUGGUCCCCUUUGAAAACGUUACAGUUCCCUACAGUAAUAAGGACGACUCGUUCUGUAUUUCCACCGCUUAUGAAGAGCCUGACACGCUAGGGAAUUGCCACGAACCACAAGCCUAA
Lachancea lanzarotensis is the source of this 1725-nucleotide messenger RNA. RefSeq names its product LALA0S07e00320g1_1 (gene TDP1). Gene Ontology annotation, cellular component: nucleus. The transcript has a single exon. Gene Ontology annotation, molecular function: double-stranded DNA binding; single-stranded DNA binding; 3'-tyrosyl-DNA phosphodiesterase activity. The record is from RefSeq and is a predicted model, not a curated record. Gene Ontology annotation, biological process: single strand break repair; double-strand break repair. NCBI's taxonomy places the organism in Eukaryota, Fungi, Ascomycota, Saccharomycetes, Saccharomycetales, Saccharomycetaceae. Bases 1 to 1725 code for a protein of 574 amino acids.